Messenger RNA from Capra hircus (goat), 504 nucleotides. RefSeq names its product histone H2B 1/2-like. Gene Ontology annotation, cellular component: nucleosome. The transcript has 2 exons. The record is from RefSeq and is a predicted model, not a curated record. The annotation marks the transcript as partial. Gene Ontology annotation, molecular function: structural constituent of chromatin; protein heterodimerization activity; DNA binding. Gene Ontology annotation, biological process: nucleosome assembly. NCBI's taxonomy places the organism in Eukaryota, Metazoa, Chordata, Mammalia, Artiodactyla, Bovidae.
AUGGACAGUGUCUGUGACGUCAGGGAAAGCCGGGCCUAUAAAUUCGACCAACGGCCUUCAACGGCCUCACUGUUCUUCUUGGGCUGCGCUAUGGAGAAUGGUGGCUCUACCGUGUCUGCACCAUCCUCUGACAGCCAUGAGGAAGACGUGAUCACCAUAGAAACCAGCACCUCCGAAACUGAGCCCUCUGAAAUGGAGAUGGCGAAAGCAGAGACCUCCAAACCAGAGCCGUAUGAUGCGGAACCAAGAAAGGCGAAGCAGAAGACAGCUAAGGGCCGCCGUUGCCGUCGCCGCCGCUGCCGUCAGGGGGUGCUGAAGCAAGUACAUACAGGCCUGAGUCUUUCCCGUGAGUCCGUGAACGUCCUGGAUUCGUUUGUGAAAGAUAUGUUCGAGCGGAUUGCCGAAGAGGCCGGGCGCCUGGCCCACAGCAACAAGCGCUGCACCAUCAUGACCGAAGACAUCCAGACAUCUGUGCGUCUUCUGUUGCCUGGGGAGCUCCGGCAA